Messenger RNA from Anas platyrhynchos (mallard), 788 nucleotides. The record is from RefSeq and is a predicted model, not a curated record. NCBI's taxonomy places the organism in Eukaryota, Metazoa, Chordata, Aves, Anseriformes, Anatidae.
GCCAGGCUGCUGCUGGAGAGGGGACGGGCCCCAUGUGGCUGAUGGAGUGCAGGGGGACGGAGCUGUCUCUGCAGGACUGCUGGGCCCAGCCAGGGGACAGCGCUGCCUGCCAGCAUAAGGCAGAUGCGGCUGUGCAUUGCUCAGAUGUCCCUGUCCUGCCCGGAGGUUACCCAGCAGAUGGCUAUGAUGAUGCUGGGGAGGUUUCUGACCCUGGGGAGGAUCCUGUCCCUGGGCAGGGGGACUGGGAAGUGCCCAGGACACCAGAGGAAGGAGAUGGGCGCAGAGAUGCAGCCACAGGGGGAAGCCUGCACUCCCGGAGAAGUGCUGGGGUCCCUGGAGCUGAGGGAGACACCUCGUCACCUUUCCUGGGGACCACGGGCUAUGACGAUGUUGAAGAGGUGUCUCUGGCAUGUCCCCAUGAGGACACCCAGGAUGUGACACCACGAGCCCCAUGCACAAGAGUUCCAGAAGCCCCAGCAGAGUUUUAUCUUCUUACCAUCAUGGCUCAUGACCGCUAUAUGGCCAUCUGCAAACCCCUGCACUACAGGACAAUAAUGGACAGCAGAACCUGUGCCAAAAUGGCAGCAGCUGCCUGCGGCAGUGGUGUUUUCAAUGCUGUGCUGCACACUGCCAAUACCUUUUCCCUCCCACUCUGCCAAGAUGAUGGAAUCGAGUGCACCCUCAGCAAGUUUGCAGAUGACAUCAAGCUGAGUGGUGCGGUCGAAACAGUAGAAGGAAGGGAUGCCAUCCAAGAGGGACCUGGACAGACUGGAGAAGUGAGCCCAUGA